UAAGGUCGUUUUUCCUGCUUCCCGUACAACUUCAAUCUGACACCUCGUCCAGCUGACAAGACCUUGGAAAAGUUUCUGGCAUUCGGCAAGUUCGCUGGGAUUGACCUUUUCCACGAGCUUACGCAAGGUUGAGCUUCCUCGGUGCUUUCUCGGCACGCAAAGUUCAGACGCUCUUUAGACGUUAGAAUUUCACUCCAACAAGUUCUCUCUUACGUUCACUUAUUAUCUUUCCUCCCAUUAAGAUCGAAACGAGUUCUUCCUUUCUUUGAAAUUUCAUCCUCGUAAAAUAUACGAAGAGUUAUUUAAAGAAUUAGGAGAGACAUAGUCUUUCGGUUCUAAUCGAAAAUAAUUUGUUAAUGAUCGAGAUUAAUUUAAUAAGAGAAAUAAAAGGAUGACAAAAAGGUUAGGAGGGUAGGUCGUGACUAUUCGUAUCAUCCUGUAAGCUCAUCGCUCUUGGUACCUCUCCUACUCCUUCCACCUUCACCCUUAAAACAUAAUAAGCCUCCUACGGCAAGCAGUUUAGCUAUUAUUGACGAAAACAGACUCUCUGCUCUAAUUGCGAACCGAUCGAUAAGCAUCGAUGAGAGACUCCUACGGUACCCUGAGUAGCAGUUGGAACUUAUCCUUGCCGGAGUUCGCGUCGAGGAAAGUUCAUUUCUCUUUCUCUCUCUCUCUCUCUCUCUCUCUCUCUCUCUCUCUCUCUUUCUUUCUUUUUAGAAGAGUGAUAGAGUUUUUGAAAAUUCGGACUUCGGAUUCUUUGAAAGUUGCUCGACGUUGUUUACAAGUGGACGAUAUUUUUCGAAGAAAAUUUUCUCUAUCCGUUUCUUAUUUUCUUCUUUCUGUUUUUCUUCUUCUUUCAUUUUGCUUCGAAGUUUUGCCUAUUAGGAGGACGAGCACGUGUUUGUUGUCGGCAACGACGAAAGUGUUUCGCGAAUGAAUUUAAGAUGAUUGCCAAUGAUCGGUUGGACAGUGUCCCGAUGACAUGAAAGGGUAGACGGAAAACAAAAUGGAUAAAUACGAGAAUAUUGAAAUCGUCGGUGAAGGUAGUUACGGUAUCGUGAUGAAAUGUAGACAUCGUGAAACCGGCCAGAUGGUCGCGAUAAAAAAGUUUUUAGAAACAGAAGAGGAUGUUCAAGUUCGAAAAUUGGCCCUUCGAGAGAUUCGGAUGUUGAAGAAACUGCAUCAUGAGAACAUCAUCGAUAUGAUCGAGGUCUUUCGCCGUAGAAAAAGAUUUUAUUUGGUUUUUGAAUUCCUGGAUCACACUGUCCUCGAUGAAUUAGAACGAUCCCCCGAUGGUCUUGGAUUAGAAGUUUCGAAACGCUACAUUUUUCAAGUACUUCGUGGCCUGAAUUUCUGUCACAAUAGUCAAAUUAUGCACAGAGAUGUCAAACCAGAAAACGUCUUGGUAUCGUCGAACGGUGUGAUCAAACUCUGCGAUUUUGGUUUCGCACGAUUAAUCAGCAACUCGAAAGAAUCCUGUACGGAUUAUGUAGCAACGAGAUGGUAUCGUGCACCGGAACUUCUCGUUGGUGAUUCGAGAUAUGGCAAAGAAAUUGAUAUUUGGGCGGUCGGUUGUCUUUAUGCUGAAAUUAUGACUGGCGAUCCAAUUUUUCCAGGAGAAAGUGAUAUCGAUCAGCUUUACAGAAUCACUAAAGUCCUAGGAAGUAUUCAUUCACUUGGUAAAAACCAAGUGUCAAUGGGACAAAACUUUCUUUCUAGACCAUUACGAUUUACCUCCGUCGAUGAGCUCAUGAUUUCUCAAGAACCAUUAUCCUUACGAAAUCUCUUUCCUUCGUGGAAUUCAGAGAGCUUGGAUUUUCUUUCACAGUGUCUUCGUAUGAAUCCAAACACCAGACCUAACUGUUCCGCUUUACUCGAUCACUUUCUUUUCCACCAGGACAAUUUUAGUGAGAAAUUUCUUGAAGAAUUAAAAAUGUAUGUUGCUAAGGAGUCGUACUUAAAUUCAUUUUCAAGGAAAAAGAUCCAGGAUCGAAAAGUUUUUUCGGCUAAGCAAAAUCUUAGAGUUUGCCGCGGCAGCGCUGGAAAGUGGCAAAUGACGAUUUUACACGAUACGAAAGAAUUAUGCAACAAAAUAGAAUUCGAUAGUACCGUCGAAGAAAUACAACGAAAACCAGCCGCUUUACAAAUCAGUCGUCCGCGAGAAGUUUGCUACUUUGGUCCAGUCUCCGUGAUACCUAAUACGACUUAUAUACGAAGGUUGGAGCUUAAAGGUCUUCGAAUAAAAAAUUCGAAGGGUUGUUCCUUACCAGCCUUAACGCCAAAAGGUUCGAUACAAGCGAAAAUGAAUAGUAAGAGAAAGAGGCUGGAUUUGCCUUCUGUCAAUCAUUAGAAAUGUACAUUUAUUUCUUAAUCAGUCUUCAUUGCUUUAUUAUAUAAUUUUUCUUUCUUUCUUUUUUUUUUUUAUUCUUUAAUAAGUGUCUUUUGCUUUCGAGUUGGAUACUUAGUACGGUCGAUGAAAGUAGAUACGAAAAUUUUUUAUAAUUUAUAUCAAGUUUAAUUAUAAUCGGUAUAAUAUAUAAAGGGACUUAUUUUAUAUUCAACUUAUUUUAAUUAAUUAAUCGUCGAAUUAGCUUAAUCAUCUACGUGUGAAUUUUUUCUUUUGAUGGUAAGAAUUUUAUGAUAAAAUACUACUACGAAAUCAUAUUCACGAAUAUGUAAUAUAUUAUCGAGAUUAUGGUUUCUUUCGCUAUUGAAUAUGUGCGUGCAUAAUUUCGAUAUAUUCUAUAGAAUAUAUAAAAGAAUUUUAUUGACGAAGUGACUUACAUGAUUUUUGAUUGAGGAAUAAAAUAAUUCAUUAUGAUGCAAGACGAAAUAUCAAACGAUAUUAUACUAUAAUAAUAUAAAUAUAAUUAAUGCGGAAAUGUAGAAGAUUUUGGCUGUGGUUUAGUAUGAGAAAUUAGGGAUCAUUAACGAAGCCAUUCCUUCGGUAAACAGUUUAAAUGACGUGAUAAUCUAUUUUAUAUUUCCAAAAAUUGUAAAUAAAAUGGAGUCUUAUUUAAUAUGCUUAUGUA
Molecule: messenger RNA, 3032 nt
Organism: Vespula pensylvanica (western yellowjacket)
Lineage: Eukaryota; Metazoa; Arthropoda; Insecta; Hymenoptera; Vespidae
Product: cyclin-dependent kinase-like 4
Exons: 6
Coding region: 1007-2350 (447 amino acids)
Biological process (GO): protein phosphorylation; intracellular signal transduction
Cellular component (GO): nucleus; cytoplasm
Molecular function (GO): MAP kinase activity; ATP binding; cyclin-dependent protein serine/threonine kinase activity
Source: RefSeq, a predicted model, not a curated record